UUUUGAAACUUGCAGAUCCCAACGUACCGAUCCAAACGUGUGAAAUAAAUACAUAAGUGUGGCCACCAACAACUGUGGCUUGCAAGAUGAAAAAUGGUGGACGCAGGUGAAACAGGCAAUGAUCCGAUCCAAAAUAUCAUACGAAUGUCGGACGAAUUAAUUUCGAUUGUCAGUGUGGACUACAUCAAAAGUGUAGGAUUAGAAAAGUUUAUUGAAGAAAGUUACGUUUACAAUGUAAUCGAAAGAGAACUGGCCAUCCAAUUAAAGAGCUUGGAAGACCUUUUAAAGAACAUAGAAAAUAAAAAAUCCAAUAUAAAUUCACACAGAAAUGAAUGCAAAGUUACAGAGAGGGGAGACAAGAUACUUUUGGCCAAAGUGAAUAAACUCGCCCAACAUAAUUCAUUUUUAAAAGAAGAAAUAGAACAAAUGAAGCAAAAGAACAAUAGUUUGAUGAAGGAUCUAAAUAUUUACUCUCAUAAAUUAAAAACACAUUUGGUGUUGGAACAGAAAUUAUCACAAGAAACCCGUCAAACUAAGGCGCCGUCAAUAUCAUUUUCACGUGUAUGGGCAGAUUCCUUGUGCAAUAGAACGUCAUAGAUUCUCAAAACGUGGUUGACUACACUACAUUACAUAUAUUGCUUGAAAUGGACAUUGAUAAGUACAAGUGCAAAUAGAUAUAAGACAAGGAAACUGAAGAAUUUAAAGAAGAGACGAAAUUCAUUUUGAGAUGAGAGAACAAAUAUAUCAGGUAGAUCAAUCUUUGUUGAUGUGACUGUUUCAAAUGAUAUUACUGAUGAAUAUUACGAGUCACAUUAGGGAUUUCCGAAAUUUACAGCAUAUUGCUUCAGUAAUAUUGACCGUGUAAGUAACACCUAAGUGUAUAAUCUCGGAUUUCUUUAUCCACACCAAGAAUUAAUUUACUUACUGAUAUUUACUUCAAAAAAUACCAUUCUACCAUUCUUUGGGAAAUAUUCUUAGACGGAAAUUAAAUAUUUAUUAUUAAUAUAUGGUGAGAUUUGAUACGAUCAUAUUGUAUUGUCUUUUGAAGUGGAUAAUUUGAAUUUCCUAGAUAAAUAGAUUUGAAAAUAUUUUCAAUUUAUUUUUCAUUUUAUAUAUUUCAGUCAUCAAAUGAACACUUUUCUAACAUUCUAACAUUUUUAUUUACAAUAAACGCGUUUUGCGAAUUUGAAUUUUAUUUCGUUCAAUCUUAAUUCAUCUGUUGUUUUAACAUCAUAAAAUCAUCUGGCAAUGACAUAUAUUUUCUGAUUAAAAUAACACUACUCGUACAUCCAAGCUUGGUGCAUACGUUAGAAUCACUGUAAGUCGACCACUGUUAAACAACCAUGAAGAUGUUAAAGCCAGUAAAUGUUUUCUGCAGCCUCUGUUAAACUAAUAGCAUAGGGUUGCCCAUAGAGCAUAAGCCAAUGAUCACCGUCUAGAGAUUGUAGCCAGCCAAAUGGAUUUCUUGUUCACAGACAGUGUCAGGUGGAAUUUCUUUAUAUACAUUAUGAGUUAUUAAAACGAGAAUAAAUUAAAUUAAGUAAUCUUGUUUAUUCAAUCAAUUAUUGUUGAUUUGCUCAAGAUUUGAACCAGAUUUCAUUUUUAUAGACGACCGUGCGACACUUAUAAAUUAGGCGUUACAAAAUCAUGACCUUAGUUAGAUGCAGUGGACUCUACCAUAUUGCAAUCCAAUUUGACACAUAUGGAAUGAUCUUCAAAGACUUAUUUACAAUCGAAACGACCAGUCUCAAAGUUUAGAGUAGCUUGCUAAUGCUCUUAGGUAAGAAGCAAUCAAGUAGUGAUUGAAAUUUGAUGAUGGUCUAAUGGUUCUCCUGUUGAUGCAAUUUUGUUUAAUUUAUGCGGGAUAUUACAUUGUUUAUUUAAACUUAUUUUUGAUAAUUUGUGAUUUUUGAAAUAAUUCAAAUUAUCCACACAGUGUAUUUUACUUAGUUUCAAUUUGAAAUACUAUAUUUGAACAAAUUCUUCUC
This is a messenger RNA of Aethina tumida (small hive beetle), 1988 nucleotides long. RefSeq lists its product as uncharacterized. The record is from RefSeq and is a predicted model, not a curated record. The transcript is spliced from 4 exons. Bases 94 to 597 code for a protein of 167 amino acids. Lineage: Eukaryota; Metazoa; Arthropoda; Insecta; Coleoptera; Nitidulidae.